Saccharomycodes ludwigii is the source of this 1956-nucleotide messenger RNA. RefSeq names its product fimbrin (gene SAC6). Bases 1 to 1956 code for a protein of 651 amino acids. Gene Ontology annotation, cellular component: actin filament bundle; cytoplasm; actin filament. The transcript has a single exon. Gene Ontology annotation, molecular function: calcium ion binding; actin filament binding. The record is from RefSeq and is a predicted model, not a curated record. Gene Ontology annotation, biological process: actin filament network formation; actin filament bundle assembly. Lineage: Eukaryota; Fungi; Ascomycota; Saccharomycetes; Saccharomycodales; Saccharomycodaceae.
AUGAAUAUUGUUAAAUUACAAAAAAAAUUUCCUAUUUUGACCCAAGAAGAUUUAUUUUCUACCAUUGAAAAGUUUAGAUCAAUCGAUUCAGACGAUAAAGGAUGGGUUGAAAAACAGGACGCUUUGGAAUCUAUUGCUAACUCAGGUGAAGCUUCCUAUGAUCAGGCUCGUCAGACUUUAAAACAAGUUGAUGUUGAUGCCUCAGGCCACGUCGAACUAGAUGAUUAUGUUGAAUUGGUUGCUAGAAUAAAGGAACAGGCUCAGGGUGGUGGCGCUUCAGCAUAUGCUGCUGUCCCUACAGGUAAUUCACGUAUUGCUUCCAACAACAUAUCAAACAUAAUAACUUCUACCGCCGAUACAGGGAGCUUACAAGUUAAAGGUACAGGUAUUCAAGCAAGAAUUGUUGUUGGCGGUUCUACUGCAGGUACUACUCAUACAAUUAAUGAGGAAGAAAGAACUGAAUUCACAAAACAUAUUAAUAGUGUCUUAAGUGGCGAUGAAGAUAUCGCUGAUAGACUACCCUUUCCAACGGAUACUUUCCAAUUGUUUGAUGAAUGUAGAGAUGGGUUAGUUUUAUCCAAAUUAAUCAAUGAUUCGGUUCCUGAUACUAUCGAUACAAGAGUUUUAAAUAUUCCUAAAAAUGGCAAACCAUUAAAUAAUUUUAAGGCUGGUGAAAAUGCAAAUAUCGUCAUCAAUUCGGCUAAGGCUAUUGGAUGUGUUGUUGUUAAUGUUCACCCCGAAGAUAUUAUUGAGGGUAAGGAACAUUUGAUUUUGGGGUUGAUUUGGCAAAUCAUUAGAAGAGGGUUAUUAAAUAAAAUCGAUAUUAAGUUACACCCGGAAUUGUAUCGUUUAUUAGAAGAUGAUGAAACAUUGGAAGAAUUUUUGAGAUUGCCACCAGAAAAGAUUUUAUUGCGUUGGUUCAACUACCACUUGAAUCAGGCCAAUUGGCCAAGAAGAGUUUCCAAUUUCUCUAAAGAUGUUUCUGAUGGUGAAAACUAUACUGUUUUAUUGAACCAGCUAGCCCCUGACUUGUGUUCCAGAGCUCCACUACAAACUCAAGAUUUACAUCAGAGGGCUGAAGAAAUUUUACAAAACGCUGAAAAGUUAAACUGUAGAAAAUAUUUAACACCAAAAUCACUAGUUUCCGGUAAUCCUAAAUUGAAUUUAGCUUUUGUUGCCCAUCUAUUCAACACCCAUCCGGGAUUGGAUCCAAUUACUGAAGAAGAAAAACCAGAAAUUGAAGAUUUUGACGCUGAAGGUGAGAGAGAAGCCAGAGUUUUCACUUUGUGGUUAAACUCGUUAGAUGUUGAUCCUCCAAUUGUUUCUUUGUUUGAAGAUUUGAAAGAUGGCUUGGUUUUACUACAGGCCUAUGAAAAGGUCAUGCCAGGCGUGGUCGAUUUUAAACAUGUGAAUAAAAAACCAGUUUCAGGUUCUCCAGUUUCAAGAUUUAAAGCUUUGGAAAAUACAAAUUACGCUGUUGAAUUAGGUAAGAAAAAUCAUUUCAGUUUAGUUGGUAUAGAAGGUGCUGAUAUAGUGGACGGCAACAAAUUAUUGACUUUGGGCCUAGUUUGGCAAUUAAUGCGCCGAAAUAUUGUUUUAACCAUGAAGCAUUUAGCUAAGGGUAAGGAACUUACAGAUGGUGAACUAUUAGCUUGGGCUCAAGCUCAAGUUGUUAAAGGCAACAAAUCUUCAACCAUUAGAAGUUUCUCGGAUCCAUCCUUGUCUAAUGCUCACUUCUUACUAGAUGUUUUACAUGGCAUUGCACCAGGUUAUGUCGACUAUGAUUUAGUUACCCCUGGAACAACUGAUGAGGAGAAAUACGCUAACGCUAAGCUAGCCAUUUCUAUUGCCAGAAAAUUAGGCGCUUUAAUUUGGUUGGUUCCUGAAGAUAUUAACGAAGUUCGUUCAAGAUUAAUUAUUACCUUUGUAGCUUCUUUGAUGUCUUUACACAAGUGA